This is a messenger RNA of Aspergillus nomiae NRRL 13137, 858 nucleotides long. It is a transcript of the gene coq4, whose product is annotated as ubiquinone biosynthesis protein COQ4. The record is from RefSeq and is a predicted model, not a curated record. Bases 1 to 858 code for a protein of 285 amino acids. Gene Ontology annotation, biological process: ubiquinone biosynthetic process. Gene Ontology annotation, cellular component: mitochondrial inner membrane; mitochondrion. The transcript has 2 exons. NCBI's taxonomy places the organism in Eukaryota, Fungi, Ascomycota, Eurotiomycetes, Eurotiales, Aspergillaceae.
AUGUCGGUUCUUGGGAGGCGCGGAGCUCUGAGUCUCCGCGAAUUGACCUUGUCAACACCUGUUACGGUAGUAAGCUGUCGCACGCGGUCUUUCUCCGUGAACAAUCGCCCGCCGCCAAAGUAUCCCGGCCAUGUCCCGUUGAACUUCGUCGAGCGUGGUGCUCUAGCUGUUGGGUCUGCUGUAGGAGCUUUGCUGAACCCUCGGAGAGCAGAUCUCAUCGCAGCCUGCGGAGAAGCAACUGCAACUCCCUACUUCAUCUACCGUCUCCGUGACGCCAUGCUCUCGGACCCAACCGGCCGUCAGAUCCUCCGCGAACGUCCGCGCAUCACCUCCGAAACCCUCCGCCUACCAUACCUCCGCUCUCUUCCCGAGAACUCCGUCGGUCGCACCUAUGCCGCCUGGCUCGACCGCGAAGGCGUCUCCCCCGAUACCCGCGACAACGUCCAGUACAUUGACGACGAGGAAUGCGCAUACGUUAUGCAGCGCUACCGGGAGUGCCACGACUUCUAUCACGCAGUGACGGGCCUGCCAACCUUCGUUGAGGGGGAGAUAGCGCUGAAGGCGUUCGAGUUUCUAAAUACGCUUAUUCCCAUGACCGGGUUGAGUAUGUUUGCUGCUGUGAGAUUGAAGCCUGCGGAACGGGAGCGGUUCUUUGCAUUGUGGUUACCAUGGGCGGUCAAGAGUGGGCUUAAGAGUAAGGAGUUGAUUAAUGUUUAUUGGGAGAAGAUUUUGGAGAAGGAUGUGGAUGAGUUACGGAGUGAGUUGGGUAUUGAGAAGCCCCCCGACAUGAGGGAGAUCAGGCGCAUGAUUCGGGAGCAGAAAAAGCGGGAGAAGGAGAGGUUGCAGCAGAGUCCAUAG